This is a messenger RNA of Zootermopsis nevadensis, 2580 nucleotides long. It is a transcript of the gene KdelR, whose product is annotated as ER lumen protein-retaining receptor. The record is from RefSeq and is a predicted model, not a curated record. Gene Ontology annotation, cellular component: membrane. Gene Ontology annotation, biological process: protein retention in ER lumen. Lineage: Eukaryota; Metazoa; Arthropoda; Insecta; Blattodea; Termopsidae. Gene Ontology annotation, molecular function: ER lumen protein retrieval receptor activity.
GUUUUUCAUAUCUUAUGUGCUGCCAUCUGCGGACAAAGCCACGUCAUUGUUGAGGGUGUUGUGAACGCUGUUAAUUUACUUUGAAAAUGAAUAUAUUUCGACUUCUUGGGGAUUUAUCCCACCUUUUGGCUAUCGUAGUUCUAUUACUGAAAAUAUGGAAAACAAGGUCAUGUGCAGGUAUAUCAGGAAAAUCACAAAUACUUUUUGCACUGGUUUAUACAACACGGUACCUGGAUCUUCUCACAUCAUUUGUUUCAGCAUACAACACAGUUAUGAAAGUCAUAUUCGUUGGUGCAUCUUAUGCUACUAUUUAUUUGAUGUACCUCAAAUUCAAGGCAACUUAUGAUCAGAAUCAUGACACAUUUCGGAUUGAGUUUUUGAUUAUUCCAGCUGUGGCACUGGCUCUUCUCAUCAAUCAUGAGUUCACAGUUCUGGAGGUGUUAUGGACAUUCAGUAUCUACCUUGAAUCAGUGGCUAUCCUGCCUCAGCUGUUUCUAGUGUCAAAGACUGGUGAGGCAGAGAGUAUCACAUCACAUUAUCUGUUUGCUCUUGGCACAUAUCGUGCCCUGUAUCUUCUCAACUGGAUCUACCGUUACUACUUUGAGAAUCAUUAUGACCUCAUCGCCAUUGUAGCUGGAGUUGUGCAAACUGUUCUUUACUGUGAUUUCUUUUACCUUUACAUUACUAAAGUUCUGAAAGGAAAGAAGCUUCAGCUACCAGCUUAAAUCCAGUGUAACACUGGGUACAGUGUGAGCUGUGGGUUCAGAUGAAUUUUCCAAACUGGGAUGUGAUAGAGACCUGACAACAUUUGCAAAGCAAAGUCGAUUUGUUACAUUCUGUACAGAAAUGACGAUUAUCAGGUCUAUGGCCUUUUGCUUUGCAUAUACAAUUCUUUUGUUUUAAGGAGGGAUUAUUGGUCUGCAUUUGUUUACAAUUGAAUAAUUUUGAAAUGUUGGCUCUGAAAUCAAACACUUAAAAAUGUGAUGUAAAUACUUGUUAAUUUAAAUUAGUCUUAAUCAUGUAUGUACUGUCUCAAGAAGGAAAAAUAUUUGGGUUCAGCAACUGAAACUCAAUACUCACAUGUCAGAACUUAAUUUUUUUGGGUGUCUGUCUUGUCUAGGAAUGUAAGGAAUUUUUUAUUACUUGAAGUAUCGGCAAGUGUAUGUGUUUUUAAUUUACUGCUGAUGUCUUCUUGCUUUUGGAUUGUAAUACCUAAAGAUUCUUGAGAGAGUUUAAUGAAUUAAAUAUGAAGGGGAUAGAAUGAAGCUGAUGCCAUAACAUUCAACUGUAAAUGUGGGAGUCUUAAGUGCUAUUCCAUUGUACUUAUAGUGUGUUCAGGCUUGUAAAACACAUAAGAGUACUGCCUGCAUCUGAACACUUUGUAAUAUUUUGUCCUUUAGUUUCUGCACUUGGGGGAUAGGCUUUAUAAAAUGUUGAAGGUUUUCCAUUGCUUAAGCAGAUAUUUCAGAUGCCAUCUUCAGGAUUGAUGUCUUUGGCACCUUAGGAAGUAUUCAACAGAUUUUACAGUGGAGAACGAGUUGAAGGCAAAAGACAUGAUUGAAUUGUGAACUCCCUUCUGGAUAGUAUCCCACCUCAGUGUUCCUCCACCACCUUCCACCUAUCUCUGCCUUAUCAUUAUAAGGGCUUCCUAAUCCACCUCUCCACCAAAGACAUUCACCCUGAAAGUUUGCUGAAGCAUUUUAAAACCUUCAGCAUUCAACAUGGCUUAUCCCCAAAAGUGGGAGUUAUUCAUUACGCAAUACUGUAAUGCUUUAUAAAAUGUAAUUACAGUUACUAGUCACCCUUCCUUCUCUGACUAAGCUUCCAAAAGUGGGAAGAAUUAUCACAUGGGGAAUGUGAGGUAUUGGAGUAAAUAUACUUUGAUUGGUACUCUUCAGGUGUGAUACCACAUAACGACAGUUUGAACUAUGGUAUCUGGACACUUUGCUCACAAAAAUCAAUUCAAUGUUUGCAUUUUAAUAUGAGCAUUUAUCAUUCUCAGACCAAUGAAAGAAAAGGUUCUGUAAAACUCUAAUAUAAAAAUCUUUAAAAGAGUUUGAUUUGAAAGUUUAGCAACAUGAUAUAAUUUAUAAAUUAAAACUGUAUGCUGUUAUUUACAUUGUUGUAAAAUGCAUGAAAUAAAUAGUCAUACUUUUACAUAAUUUGUACAGCAGUCAUUCCUCAUUGAUUUGUUAAAAUCUUUUAAAUUUUACCAGCUAUAGCUUUAUUUUUGUUUAAUAUAAGGAACAGAAACAGUUUGAAUAAAGAUUAAUUUAGCAUUUGGGAUUUUUGUGGGUCAUUUUAUGUGUUGUAGUUGGGAGCUGCAUGUGCACAUGAAGUUUCGCUAGGUAGUAGUGCUGUGUUACUUGCUUGUAAAGUGGUUUCUGUGUAGAAAUUAUGAUUCUUGCCUUUUACUUGAGUAUUUCAAAUCAGGAAUUGUGUAGUUUAAAACUAAUGCAUAAUUAGUACAGAUACAGUAACUGAUAUAAAGAUACACAGUUGUUCUUAGUUUCUAAGCAAUGACUUGUGUAUUUAUUCAUUCAACAAUUGGGGUUUAAUAUUCUGUAAAGAAAAUGUUUA